Molecule: messenger RNA, 912 nt
Organism: Diversispora eburnea
Lineage: Eukaryota; Fungi; Glomeromycota; Glomeromycetes; Diversisporales; Diversisporaceae
Source: the annotation of a GenBank genome assembly
AUGGGAGGAGGCGAUCUUAAUAUGAAAAAAUCCUGGCAUCCGCUCUUGAUCAAAAAUCAAGAACGGGUGUGGAAGGAAGAACAGAAAGCCUUGGAAGAACAAAAAAAGUUGGCACAGUUAAAGAAAGAAAAAGAAGAAGAAAGGCAAUUACAAGAGCUGAGAAAGUUACAGGAAACAUCUGGUGGAAGAAAGGGUCCAGAACGGCUGGAUUGGAUGUAUGCAGUCGCUCCUAAUCAGUCCAAUUCUGCAAAAGUACAAGAAAUGGAAGACUUCUUACUUGGGAAAAAACGGGUAGAUUCUUUAGUUGAACAAGGAACAUCAGCAGAUAAGAAAAUCGAACAAGCCAAUAUUAAGGCCAUAGUCACUAAUCCUCUUAAAAUGAAAGAACUCAAAGAGAAAACGAAAAGCAAAAAAGUUAAAAAGGAUAAAAAAGAUAAAAAAGAUAAAAAGAAUAAAAAGGAAAAACAUGAUAAAAUAGAUAAAACAGAUAAAAAAAAUAAAACAGAUAAAGCAGAUAAAAUAGAUAAAACAGAUAAAGAAUCUGGUCAAUUAAGGCAUUUACGAUCUCGUUCACGUUCCAGAGAUAGAGUUGAAGAUAAGGAUAGACGGUAUUUGGAACAUCAUAAUGGGUAUCAUAGAAAUUAUCAUAAUAAUCGUAUAGAAAGAAAGCGCGAAAGACGUUAUGACGACUAUGAAUAUCCACCAAGAAAGCGUAACCAGAAUAAUACAUUUUCUACCCACCGUCGAGAAGAUUAUCGAGAUGACUAUCGAGAUGACUAUCGAGAUGAUAGAUAUAAAAAUAAUAGUAAUGGAUAUUCGAAUGAUGGUUCUAAUAAAGAUGAUAAUAAAGAUACAAUGAAAAAGUUACAAGAGAUGAUAGAUAAUGCAAAAGAACUUUCAGAAAUAUUUUGA